AUGGCCCAACACCAAGCGAUAUCUGUGCCCCAGUCCAUGCUCGAUUUGCUGGCCAAUUUGACUGAAGACCAGUCCGCCGGGGAGAUUCCUUGCGUGGAUCUCUACACUUGUUCUACCUCUGUGGCAUCCUUGAGUCAAAGACCUUUGUCCCCUGCGGAAGGACUGCUGGCUUUGGAAGGAAGAGAAGCCGAGAUGGAGGAAGAGGAGGAGGAAGAAGAGGAACGGGUGGUGAGACGAGCUGCUUUCCUGGGCAGGCCCAAAAGAAAACGGAUCAUCACCUCCACGCAGCGGCAGGCAGCCAACGUCCGGGAGAGGAAGAGGAUGUUCAACCUCAACGAAGCCUUUGAGCAGCUGAGGAGGAAGGUCCCUACAUUUGCCUACGAGAAGCGUCUCUCUAGGAUCGAGACCUUGCGCCUGGCGAUCGUCUACAUUUCCUUUAUGACGGAGCUUCUGGAAGGCGACCAAGCUAGCUAA
Molecule: messenger RNA, 474 nt
Organism: Ahaetulla prasina
Lineage: Eukaryota; Metazoa; Chordata; Lepidosauria; Squamata; Colubridae
Gene: FERD3L
Product: Fer3 like bHLH transcription factor
Exons: 1
Coding region: 1-474 (157 amino acids)
Biological process (GO): regulation of transcription by RNA polymerase II; developmental process
Molecular function (GO): protein dimerization activity; RNA polymerase II transcription regulatory region sequence-specific DNA binding; DNA-binding transcription factor activity, RNA polymerase II-specific
Source: RefSeq, a predicted model, not a curated record